CCUCCCUCCCGCCGGGCGCCUCGGGGUCUCCCUGCCCUCGUUCCCCGCGCUGCCGGGCGGGGGAGAGCCGCCCCGGCGAGUCUUGAGAUCUUUUUUCUCUCUUCAAAAUUGAGAAGUUUCUCUGAACUCCAGCUCACGCUUGAGCAUUCAGAGGUUUUGCGACUGUGUUGAACUGCUCUACACCACCACUGUGCAACUAGAUAUUGUGAAUAAGGAGACUGUACCCAAAGAUACAUAUCCCAUUCCAAGAAAGAUUAUGGCUGAACCAGACUACAUAGAUGAUGACAAUCCUGAAUUAAUUAGACCUCAAAAAUUAAUUAAUCCUGUGAAGUCAUCCCGGAAUCAUCAAGAUCUCCACAGAGAGCUGCUCAUGAAUCAAAAAAGGGGUCUUGCACCUCAGAACAAACCAGAGCUACAGAAGGUGAUGGAGAAAAGGAAACGAGACCAAGUUAUUAAACAACAAAAAGAAGAGGAAGCACAAAAAAAGAAAUCAGACCUGGAAAUAGAGCUACUGAAACGGCAGCAGAAACUGGAGCAGCUGGAACUGGAGCAACAGAAGAUACAGGAAGAGCAGGAAAAUGCACCUGAAUUUGUCAAAGUCAAGGGCAACUUGAGGAGGACGGUCCAGGAAGCAACAGAAGCACCAGACUCCUAGAGCCAGCGCCUGCUAAGACUUCCAGCUUCCCUGCAGAGAGAGGCUUUUGCAAGUUGUCUCAGAUUUGCCCCCUCAAGAGGGAAAAUAACAGCAUCCAGUUGACACUUACCGAAGAUGAGAUUUUUAAUUCUUGGGACGUGUGGAUUAAAAAGACAGUACCAUAAACAGAUCGACUUGCCAAAUGCAGUCCUGAGAUCAAUGGAUAAGGAGCCUGUUUGUCAGUUCAGUGUCAUGGACCAGCCUGACGUGCUUACUCAGAUUUUAACCAGGGAUACUAGAGAAACUCCUUCAGUGUUGCACUGCUUUAUCUCUUGUGAUCCUAGUUUAGUGGAGAUACACAGAUUAAUAUUUUGCUUUAAAACAGAACAAAAAUUCUCCUGUGAUAUUUUAUGAAGCUUCUGUGCAGGUAGAUAUUUCCUCCAUCUAGACCUACUGCCUGUGUAUAUCCCACAAUAAUUUGUGUUUAGUUGGAAUUUUUAUCAAAUCUGGUGAGGAUACGAUCUGAUGAUCCUCUUACCAGGGAGAAUCCAGAAGCUGAUUCAUCUCUGUCUCUAAAUCUACACCAUUGUGUACAGGCCUGUGCAGUGCUACCUGUGGUUUUACCUCUCAAUGCAAAAUGACCUGUCUUGUACUUUUUGAAAUCAUACUUUGCUGUUGUGGCCUUUCUGCUCCAAGGACAUGUUAACACUGCACUCAGAUCAGCACAUUACUUCGUAGUGUUUAAACUCAUUUGCUGGAACUCAAACAAGGAAUCUGAUCCACCAUCGGUUCCUGCUCUUUGCGUGCACGAACUAGUUGCAAUUCCUGCAACAGAGCAGCGCUUAAGCCAGACCAAACUGAUCAUUGGAAUCUACUGAAAUGGAACUUUUUCCCUAAAGUGAGGCAUAAAAUGAAACUCAUUUUGUCCCAUUCUUCCUUUAGCCUCAAGAAAGAAGGGAAGCGUGUUACCACUGAGUCUUAGGGUCCAAUUCUGUCACCUUUUGCCUUUCCACAAGUUGCUCCUGUGUCUUGCCAUUGAAUAAAAUAUUGCUUAGCUUGCACAGGGAUGGCAGAAUCUGAUCUUUCAUGCUUAUGACUACUAGUUACCCAGGAAAGCCUGGGGUGAGGAGGGGAAACAGAUUACUCAUGUAGGAUUAUAGAAUUGGGUUCUUACAUGGUGUGAAUGGGUGCAGAUAUCUUAUCUUCAGAAUCUGGGGAGAAAUCCUCAUCUAUCUUGGUCAGCACAGUCCUAGCUCUCGCCAAGCUGUGCUCAUCCGUAUCAGCUGAGGAUUUAAUCCUAGUCGUUGCCUUAGGAUGCUAAACAAAGUAAUUUCUACUUUGUAAUUACAUUGGACAUCACUGUUUGAGAACACUUUUUAUUAAUGUCAACAGUGGUGUGUUUAUUUUGUAAAGGUGGUGGGGGAGGGUUGUUUGGUUUGUUUUUUAGUUCCUUUUGCCUUUCCUGUAAGUAUUGGACGGUUUAAAUGCAAUUUCAACACAGCACUCGGGACAAAAUGCUCAUAAUUAGGAAUUUUUCCUAGAUACAGACUUCAAUUUGUCAAGAUCCAGGCAUUUUUUAUGAGGACAUAAUCAGAUUGAGAGUAAAUUGAAUUGUGAUAAGGAUAUUACCAUUGAUUUAGACUUGCAGUGUGACUCACGUCUAGAAGAUUAAAUAUGAAGAUGGUCUACCAGACUGUUCAGAUUAUGGACAUACAAAAGACAAAGGCCAAACAUAACUCUUCCAUGUAUUUUCUCAACAAAGGAACACCCUGAGUGCUGCAGGUUCUUCCCCCUCUCCUUCUGUUGUUCUGGAAGGAGAGGCUCUUCCUUUCUGGCAGCACAUUGUUCAAACACUUGCACUGAUUGAGUUUGUUUCAUGUUGUUGAGACAGCACUAUAUAUGAGCCUUCCACGCCAUGCGCAUUUUUCAUCUUAGCCGCUCCCAGCCUACUAAACUUCAUGCCUCCUGGUUUCCACUCCACAAUUAUCCUUCUGCACAGUAUGGAAAUGACUAGAAGUUGGUGAGGAAACCCUCCUCUGCCUUGAGCAGAGCAUCCCUUCUCAGCCAUUUGCCCUCUGGGUGAGCAUGGCAAUCCUACCAUGUGAGAUGAAGGUGGUGUAAUCCAAACGGCACUGAGUCGGCUGGGGAUGAGGACCGCUCUUUGGCUUCAGUGAGUGUGUUGGAUUGGGCCCUUCAAGGCUGAACGCGUUCUGCUUUCUCCAUGCUAGCCUGCCAUUCAGGGUAGGGUUUCUCUUUCUGAAUCACAGGAGGCCAGGAAACUCCUAUGUACAUACAGCGUGAAGUAGUUAUUUGUUUUCAGUUGGAAUUAAUUCUCUGUGUGAACAGACCAUCAAUGUGUGUGUUGGAACAUCUUAGAAUUCCGCCGACCCUUUAGUCUAGGGAUCCCAGCCACCUUCUUGUAGGUUUGACAGGCCAAAGCUUGUCUUUAAAGUUAGGAUUGGGCUAGAAUGGGCAACCCGUAAAUGGGUGGUCAGCUAGUCACACCACAAGUGUCCUGUGCGGCUACUCAAGUGAGAAACUGCUUGCCAGUGAGCAUAAGCAAUUCCUGACCUUCCCUUUAGCUAUAUGGGUUUUGAAGCAUUCUGGCAAAUACUUCAAUGAUUUGAAAAUGGCUCACUUACCACUUUGUACUUUUUAAAAACUCUUGCUUUUGAUAGUAUAGUAGUAAAUUUCUUAGCAUUUUUGUGGCUUUAACAUUCUGUUAAUAUCUGCACUUGUUUGAGUGUACAUAUAUAAAUAUAUAUAAAUAUAAAAAGGGAGCCUUAAUGGAUUUGUUUUCAUAAUUUAAUAUUUUUUGUAUUUGCUCUUGUAUAAUUGUUUUUAACUAAAGGUGUUACGAGAAUGAGGGUGGAAUACUUAGAACCAAAGUUAUGCUUAAUAAAAUCUACCACAUGCUUGGCA
Molecule: messenger RNA, 3556 nt
Organism: Phalacrocorax carbo (great cormorant)
Lineage: Eukaryota; Metazoa; Chordata; Aves; Suliformes; Phalacrocoracidae
Source: RefSeq, a predicted model, not a curated record